This is a messenger RNA of Sphenostylis stenocarpa, 1011 nucleotides long. Lineage: Eukaryota; Viridiplantae; Streptophyta; Magnoliopsida; Fabales; Fabaceae. The record is from the annotation of a GenBank genome assembly.
AUGUUCUUCCCAAGAGCCAUGUCUGCCAUUUUGCUGCUUCUUGGAAUAUUAUCUUCCACUGGAGUGCAACUUAUUGGGGCACAAGUCGGUGUGUGUUAUGGAGGAAACGGAAACAAUUUACCGACAAAGCAAGCAGUGGUGGAUCUGUACAAAUCAAACAGAAUUGGUAAAAUCCGUUUAUACUAUCCAGAUGAAGGUGCUCUGCAAGCCAUGAGAGGUUCAAACAUAGAAGUGAUCCUUGGUGUCCCUAAUGACCAACUUCAAUCUGUAACCAACGCUGGAGGUGCUACAAAUUGGAUCAACAAGUACGUGAAACCCUAUGCAGGAGACGUUAAAUUCAAGUACAUUGCGGUUGGCAACGAAGUUCACCCUGGUGAUGCUUUAGCAGGCUCAGUUCUUCCAGCGAUUCAAAACAUUCAAAACGCAGUUUCUUCCUCCAAUUUGCAAGGCCAAAUCAAAGUCUCCACCGCAAUAGACACCACUCUACUAGGAAACUCUUACCCACCAAAAGAUGGCGUUUUCAGCAACAGUGCAAGGCCGUACAUAACUCCCAUUGUAAACUUCUUAGCCAAAAACGGUGCCCCACUUCUUGCAAACGUGUACCCUUACUUCGCCUACGUUAACAACCAACAAAGCAUUAGUCUUGAUUAUGCCUUGUUUACUAAACGAGGCAACAACGAAGUUGGGUACCAAAACCUGUUUGAUGCAUUGUUGGAUUCUCUGUACGCUGCUCUUGAGAAAGUAGGAGCACCAAAUGUUAAGGUUGUGGUGUCUGAGAGUGGGUGGCCAUCAGAAGGUGGAGCUGGAGCCACUGUUCAAAACGCAGGAACAUAUUACAGGAAUCUGAUUAAUCAUGCCAAGGGUGGCACCCCAAAGAGGCCUAAUGGACCCAUAGAGACUUACCUCUUUGCCAUGUUUGACGAAAACCAGAAGACUGGUCCAGAAAUUGAGCGACACUUUGGUCUCUUCAGGCCUGACAAAUCACCAAAAUAUCAACUCACUUUCAAUUGA